AUGGCGGACCGCCUAUUGCCCGACCUACGACCACCGGUCCAGCUACUGUCCGACCUACGACCGCCGGUCCAGCUACUGCCCGGCCUACGACCGCCGGCCCAGUUACUAUCCGACCUACGACCGCCGGCCCAGCUACUGUCCGACCUACGACCGCCGGUCCAGCUACUGUCCGACCUACGACCGCCGGUCCAGCUACUGUCCGGCCUACGACCGCCGGUCCAGCUACUGUCCGGCCUACGACCGCCGGUCCGGCUACUGCCCGACCUACGACCGCCGGUCCAGCUACUGCCCGGCCUACGACCGCCGGCACCGCGACUACCCGACCUGCAACCGGACUCCGCUACUUCCACUGGAACCACGGGACACCCCGAGCCAUCGGAAAUUCCGCGAAUGAAUCCCCUCCAGGAGCAGUGCGACGAGUAUAUAAGGCCGUGCAACCGCGUGCGGAUUAAUAGUCACCAUGGACCGACGCGAGAUAGACGAACUCUUCGGAGUCAUAAGCUCAAGCUCGGAGUCCGAGACAAGCGGGCCUACUACCACGCCGACCACGACGCCGCCAACGCCUGCCAAGCCGCCUCCAGCGGUCCCGAGCCCGGGACGAUCCCGACGACCGCCGCGGCCCGGGACAUCCAUCCAGCGGUCCGACCAGGCAAACCGGCGGAAGGCAAUCAUCCUGACGACGCCGCCGGAGAUCAAGCCACGCCGCCGCGGAAGAAUCGCCGCUCUAGCCGACCCCCGGUCGGCUACCAGCCGUCCACCAGCUGCCAGGAACACCACGACUUCGGCAGCCAGGCCACCGACCACCGGAGCGCACACCUCCACCAGGGCUCCUAA
Molecule: messenger RNA, 834 nt
Organism: Camponotus floridanus (Florida carpenter ant)
Lineage: Eukaryota; Metazoa; Arthropoda; Insecta; Hymenoptera; Formicidae
Exons: 1
Coding region: 1-834 (277 amino acids)
Source: RefSeq, a predicted model, not a curated record